AAAGUUCUUAUCAAUAUGUUCAAGAUCUUAGAACACGUAAUACAGUCGUAUGAAGAAGAUCUUUACGACGAUAAAAUUGACACCAAAGAUGCGUUUAUCAUUAUUUGUUUUCCUGAUCGGAAGGAAAUUGAAAUUGAACAAGCUUCGACAUUGAAACAAGAUCUUGAAGUUAUAAAAGAUGAACUUCGAUCCAAAAAACCCGUUCAAAUGAUGCCAGAUAGAAGUCAAGAGCAAAGCUCUUUCAUCUGUUUUUACGGAUCUUUUCAAAGUGCUAAAAAAUUCGGGCUCUUUGCCUCGCAAUUUUUUUCUGAAGAUCUUGAUGAGCAAAUCUGUGAUCCUAUUCUUACACCAGAGAUUCAAAUAACAACUAUAUCAUCCAGUCAAGACUCUGAAAUCAGUGAAAAUCUUACGCAAAGCCAAGCUGAAAAUAUUUUAGAGAAGCUGGAACAGAUAAAAGAUCUUGUUGAUAAUGUAAAAGCUUCUUUAACGAAAAAUAAAAGAAAAAAAACAAAGAAGACUCAAGAUCAAGGCGCUAAGCGCAAGAAAGUUCCAGGCCAGCAAGUUCUUGAAAAUUAUGGCUAUUUCAGAAAACAAUCUAUAAGAAAGCCGAUAAUUCCAUCAAAAACCGAAGAACCGAUUACACAUCAGCGACUCAGAGAACGUUUCAAUGUCUCCCUUUUCCAUUGCAGACAAGAUCUUGAAUGGACGUCAAAUAUCAAGAAAUUUACCAUCGAAGGAAUACAAUCUGAUAUCAUGGAAGGUAUUAGAAAUCAUCUUAUAAGAGGCAACGCUUUACCUGGUUAUUUUGUCAGAAAAGUAGCUCGACUAAUGUUCGGAGAUAAAAGGCUAAUGGAGACUAAGAUCUUGGAUCCAGAAAAAAAAUUUGGAGGUGUAAAGCGUAAGAACAGAAUGAAAGUUUUUUCAGACAAAGAAGAAAAAAAUCUGCUAUUAAUUCUUAGCCAAAUUGACAAAGAACUUUUUGAGUCAAAAGACGGUUGGCAUAUUCUAGUUAGAAAUCCAAUAAAUCAACUUGGACUGGACCUGCGAGGAGGAAAAGUCAAGAUUCAAGAUGAAUCCGAACCUGUAGCUGGGCCGAGCGCCAUUAAUCUUGACCAAAAUGAACAAGAUCUUGAUGAAAAUGAUUAUGUCAUUGAGGAUGACUCAGGCUGAAAUUAGUAUUAUAUUACUACGAAUAAGCAGCAAAUAUCCUCAAAGUUUCAGUUGAAAUCAUUAAUCACUUGAUUAACUCGCGUAAACUCUUAGUUAUGAGCACAAAGCUCAUAAAUCAUUUUAUCAAAAAUAUGAAAUUUUUAAUCAUGAUCUUGCCGUAAAGCGACAAUUUUUUACUAUUUGCAGCUCAAAAAUGUAUCAGUUAUUGUCAUUUAGACCAAAAAAUGAACUAAUUUCUUGUAUUUAUCUGACUUGAGUCAGUUUCGAAAAAACAAAAAUCUUGACAUUUUUAUGCCAAUAAACCUCGAU
Tetranychus urticae (two-spotted spider mite) is the source of this 1479-nucleotide messenger RNA. RefSeq lists its product as uncharacterized. The record is from RefSeq and is a predicted model, not a curated record. Lineage: Eukaryota; Metazoa; Arthropoda; Arachnida; Trombidiformes; Tetranychidae.